Messenger RNA from Knipowitschia caucasica, 1974 nucleotides. Lineage: Eukaryota; Metazoa; Chordata; Actinopteri; Gobiiformes; Gobiidae. The record is from the annotation of a GenBank genome assembly.
AUGGCGGCCAUCAGCAAGUAUCUCACGGCUAAAAACUCUUCCAUAGGAGCCGGGGUGUUGCUGGUUUUGUACUUACUCAGACGGAGAAGGCGGGCGAGCAGACAGCAAAGACAGGGAUCCACAGAGCUGCUCCUGGCUGCAGAGAAGGAAGCACGAAAGGACAAAGCCGCCGUGGAUAAAGUGUUCUUCUCCAGGUUAAUGCGAGUAGUGCGCAUUAUGGUCCCAGGCGUCUUCUGCAUGGAGAGCGCCUACCUGCUGCUCAUCGCUGCCAUGCUGGUGGCUCGGACCUACUGUGACGUGUGGAUGAUUCAGAACGGGACCAUGAUCGAAAGUGCAAUUAUCGGCCGCUCCACAAAGGACUUCAAAGUCUUCCUCUUCAGCUUCAUCAAAUUCAUGCCAGUGAUUGCCUUAGUGAACAACUUCCUGAAACUGGGCCUGAACGAGUUAAAGCUGCGAUUCAGGGAGAGACUCACCAAGAAUCUGUACGACCAGUACCUGCAGGGUUACACUUACUACAAAAUGGGCAACCUGGACAACCGGAUAGCCAAUGCUGACCAGCUGCUCACACAGGACGUGGAGAGGUUCUGCAACAGUGUGGUGGACCUCUACUCCAACCUGAGCAAGCCUCUGUUGGACAUCGGCCUGUACAUCUUCAAACUCACAAGUGCCAUUGGAGCUCAGGGCCCUGCAAUCAUGAUGGCCUACCUGCUGAUCUCAGGUCUGUUCCUGACCCGGCUGAGGAGGCCCAUAGGCAAGAUGACCGUCAGCGAGCAGAGAUACGAGGGAGAAUACCGCUACGUCAACUCCCGCCUCAUCACCAACAGUGAAGAGAUCGCCUUCUACAACGGGAACUUGCGCGAGAAGCAGACCAUCCACAGCACCUUCAAGAAGCUGGUGGACCACUUACACGCCUUCAUCUUCUUCCGCUUCUCCAUGGGCUUCGUGGACAGCAUCAUCGCCAAAUACAUAGCCACAGUGGUGGGCUACCUUGUGGUGAGUCGGCCCUUCCUGACCUUGUCGGACCCUCGGCACCUGAACAAGUCUCAGUCUGAGCUACUGGAGGACUACUACCAAAGCGGGCGCAUGCUGCUAAGGAUGUCCCAGGCUCUGGGCAGGAUCGUUCUGGCCGGACGAGAUAUGACCCGCCUCUCAGGGUUCACAGCCCGGAUCACAGAGCUGAUGAAGGUGCUGAAGGAGCUGAACGCAGGCAGAUACGAGCGCACCAUGGUCCAGCAGGACAAAGACUCGGACUUGUCUCAGAAGAUGGUGCUGGUGCCAGGCAACGGGCGAGUCAUCAACGUGGAUAACAUCAUCAAGUUUGAGCAUACGCCAUUAGCCACGCCCAAUGGAGACGUCCUCAUCAGAGACCUCUCGUUCGAGGUGAGGUCUGGUACUAACGUGCUGGUGUGUGGGCCAAACGGCUGUGGGAAGAGCUCCUUGUUCAGAGUGCUCGGAGAGCUUUGGCCUUUGUUCGGUGGAGAGCUGACCAAGCCAGAGAGGGGCAAGCUCUUCUACGUGCCACAGAGGCCGUACAUGACGCUGGGCUCACUCAGGGACCAGGUCAUCUAUCCAGACACACAUGAGCAGCAGAGGAGGAAGGGCAUCUCCGACCAGGUGCUGAAGGAGUACCUGGACAAUGUGCAGCUGGGACACAUCCUGGACAGAGAGGGAAACUGGGACGUGGUGCAGGACUGGAUGGACGUGCUGAGUGGGGGAGAGAAGCAGAGGAUGGCUAUGGCUCGUCUGUUCUACCACAAGCCUCAGUUUGCCAUCCUGGACGAGUGCACCAGCGCCGUGAGUGUAGACGUGGAGGACUUCAUCUACAGCCACUGUCGCACGGUGGGCAUCACGCUGUUCACAGUGUCCCACAGAAAGUCCUUAUGGAAGCACCACGAGUACUACCUCCACAUGGACGGCAGGGGCCACUACGACUUUAAGCCCAUCACAGAGGAGACGGUGGAGUUCGGCUCCUAA